Molecule: messenger RNA, 1928 nt
Organism: Xenopus laevis (African clawed frog)
Lineage: Eukaryota; Metazoa; Chordata; Amphibia; Anura; Pipidae
Gene: fam234a.L
Product: family with sequence similarity 234 member A L homeolog
Exons: 12
Coding region: 187-1842 (551 amino acids)
Cellular component (GO): membrane; cell surface
Source: RefSeq, a predicted model, not a curated record
GUAAAUCAUUUCCCCGGACGUUGCGUCUGCUCCCUGCAUUGUUUGUAUCCCCGGAAGUGACGCUGCAUGUACCUCACCCUGUGUCCCAGCUGUAGCUCAGAGCUCACAUUUGUCACUUGUGUGUCUCCGGCAGUGGGCACGGGGCAAGAAUACUGAAUAUUUUUAUCGCUGGACCUUAUUUUCAUCAUGGAUAAUAAGGAUAUAGAUACAGAAAUUCAUCCUCUGAAAAACGACGGGAAAUUUACAGAAAACAAUGUAACUGAUGCAGAAAAAGAAAUUGUCAUUAAGAAGCAAAGUGGACUCUCCAGGUUGUCACGCUGUCGAACAGCCGCUUUUUUUUCUGCCUUAUUCUUGUGCCUUGCAGUUGUGUUUGCUUUCUCAUUCAUCAUCCCUUGUCCAGUCAGGCCUUAUUCACAGAGGACAUGGAUUGCACAAUAUGAGCAAGCAGAAACAAUAGCUUUUUUGACUACUGAAGAUGUGAACCAGGAUAAAGUAAAAGAUGUUAUUUUUCUUGUUAAAACGGACAACACCAGCAUUUUCAACAUGUCCUGUGUGGACAAAGGUUUUCAAUCUCCUUGCACUUUUUUAAUUGCUUUAUCUGGGACAAAUGGGAGCGCUUUGUGGAUCAUACCUGUUGCUGAUGAGGUACAGUUAGCAGAAUGUGGAAUCCAAAACCUGGGAGGGGUAAAGUCUGGUUGCCUUAUUAUCGGAAUCCCAUGCUUUGCAUCCGCAAUUGAUUCCCACACAGGAAAGCACUUGUGGACUAAAGAAAUUAGUACUGAAAUAAAUGCGAUUGUAAAAGGCCCUGUGGUGAAAAUCCCAGAUGUAAAUGGAGAUGAUAUUCAAGAUUUGAUUCUCAUUUCUACAGUGGAAGAUAAGUUUACAAUUUUCACUCUCUCUGGACAUAACGGUGACCUUCUCAGGGAGGACAGCAGCAUUGGUAUUGAGGAAAAAGGCCACCACGUUUUUGUUACAAAGAGUGGAGCACAGUAUGUACUCUUCUACAAAGGAGAUGUCAUAGAAGGAUAUUCCAUAAAUCAUCUAUAUUCUAGAAAAGUAGAAGCAGAAAGUAAAAGUGUAGCAUUCAAGCAAGAUCCUGACUGGGAGAAAAGACUUAACCACUCUGGUGGUUACAUACCUUUGCUUCCAGUUUCCAGCUCCGGUGAUGUUCUGUACUUGAUAACUGUUCCUGGAAAAUACUAUAAAAAUCUUUUCGUGGUGAAAUCAGAGGUUUCGGAAUUGCUUGAUGGGCAGAAACUCAACUCUUUGUGGUCUUUGAAUACAUCAGACAUAAUAAGUAAACCAGCACUGGGGUACUUCAAGAAAGAUGUAAUGUCUAUAAUAGUAGAACUUGGCAUUGGAAAUGGUCGAAAGAAGGUAAUAAUAAUUGAGAGCAACAGUGGAUCAGUACAAUGGCAACUGGAAAUGAACAUGGGAAUUGUCAAUCCAAAUCCAGCUACACUGAGUACAGGGGAUCACCGGUCCACCUUCCUCUUCUGGGGAUCUCUUAACAUGGUCAUAAAUGAAACAACAGGAGCAAAGGAUAUCUUGUACAUGUUUCACCCAACCCUGCCAGAUGUAUUACUAGAACUAAACAACCAUACAGAAAAUAUAGUCAUGUUUGAUGCUGUUCUGUUUGAAGCUAGCCGUCAUGCUUGCUACGUCUUACUGACGGGUCCUAAAACAAUGGAGGAGCCUGGUAUUUUGACUGUUACCAAGAGAAAACUGAAAGAAGACAUCAUAAAUAGCAAAGUCAUCUGGCUCAGCAGUAAAGAGGACAGUAACGAGCAGAAAAUAAGGGAUUACUUUUUUAAAAUGAGAUACACCAGUCAGGCAAAGUAAUCAUUUUUGGGAGCAGAUAUAUUUGUCUAAAUACCAACAAAUUUUAUCUUCAAAAGCUUUUCACUAAUUAAACUAUUGUAAAAUAA